AUGCAUGACAAUCUUCUGAAGAGGAGGAAACAUACACUGUGCGAAAUAGCGUACAGAAAAACCAGGAGGUUUUGUUGCAAAUACAGUCCCACAGCCACCGAUAACUUUGACAGUAAACAUAGUCCCACAGCCACUGAUAACUUUGACAGUAAACAUAAUCCCACAGCCACUGAUAACUUUGACAGUAAACAUAGUCCCACAGCCACUGAUAACUUUGACAGUAAACAUAAUCUCACAGCCACUGAUAACGUUGACAGUAAACAUAGUCCCACAGCCACUGAUAACUUUGACAGUAAACAUAAUCCCACAGCCACUGAUAACUUUGACAGUAAACGUAAUCCCACAGCCACUGAUAACGUUGACAGUAAACAUAAUCCCACAGCCACUGAUAACUUUGACAGUAAACAUAAUCCCACAGCCACUGAUAACUUUGACAGUAAACAUAAUCCCACAGCCACUGAUAACGUUGACAGUAAACAUAAUCCCACAGCCACUGAUAACUUUGACACCACUGAUAACUUUGACAGUAAACAUAGUCCCACAGCCACUGAUAACUUUGACAGUAAACAUAAUCCCACAGCCACUGAUAACUUUGACAGUAAACAUAGUCCCACAGCCACUGAUAACUUUGACAGUAAACAUAGUCCCACACCUACUGAUAACUUUGACAGUAAACAUAGUCCCACAGCCACUGAUAACUUUGACAGUAAACAUAAUCCCACAGCCACUGAUAACUUUGACAGUAAACAUAGUCCCACAGCCACUGAUAACUUUGACAGUAAACAUAGUCCCACACCUACUGAUCACUUUGACAGUAAACAUAAUCCCACAGCCACUGAUAACUUUGACAGUAAACAUAAUCCCACAGCCACUGAUAACUUUGACAGUAAACAUAGUCCCACAGCCACUGAUAACGUUGACAGUAAACAUAAUCCCACAGCCACUGAUAACUUUGACAGUAAACAUAAUCCCACAGCCACUGAUAACUUUGACAGUAAACAUAGUCCCACAGCCACUGAUAACGUUGAGAGUAAACAUAAUCUCACAGCCACUGAUAACUUUGACAGUAAACAUAAUCCCACAGCCACUGAUAACUUUGACAGUAAACAUAAUCCCACAGCCACUGAUAACUUUGACAGUAAACAUAGUCCCACAGCCACUGAUAACUUUGACAGUAAACAUAGUCCCACAGCCACUGAUAACUUUGACAGUAGACAUAAUCCCACAGCCACUGAUAACUUUGACAGUAAACAUAAUCCCACAGCCACUGAUAACUUUGACAGUAAACAUAGUCCCAAAGCCACUGAUAACGUUGACAGUAAACAUAAUUCCACAGCCACUGAUAACUUUGACAGUAAACAUAAUCCCACAGCCACUGAUAACUUUGACAGUAAACAUAGUACCACAGCCACUGAUAACGUUGACAGUAAACAUAAUCCCACAGCCACUGAUAACUUUGACAGUAAACAUAGUCCCACAGCCACUGAUAACGUUGACAGUAAACAUAAUCCCACAGCCACUGAUAACUUUGACAGUAAACAUAAUCCCACAGCCACUGAUAACUUUGACAGUAAACAUUGUCCCACAGCCACUGAUAACUUUGACAGUAAAUAUAAUCCCACAGCCACUGAUAACUUUGACAGUAAACAUAAUCCCACAGCUACUGAUAACUUUGACAGUAAACAUAAUCCCACAGCCACUGAUAACUUUGAAAGUAAACAUAGUACCACAGCCACUGAUAACGUUGACAGUAAACAUAAUCCCACAGCCACUGAUAACUUUGACAGUAAACAUAGUCCCACAGCCACUGAUAACGUUGACAGUAAACAUAAUCCCACAGCCACUGAUAACUUUGACAGUAAACAUAAUCCCACAGCCACUGAUAACUUUGACAGUAAACAUUGUCCCACAGCCACUGAUAACUUUGACAGUAAAUAUAAUCCCACAGCCACUGAUAACUUUGACAGUAAACAUAAUCCCACAGCUACUGAUAACUUUGACAGUAAACAUAAUCCCACAGCCACUGAUAACUUUGACAGUAAACAUAGUCCCACAGCCACUGAUAACUUUGACAGUAAAUAUAAUCCCACAGCCACUGAUAACUUUGACAGUAAACAUAAUCCCACAGCCACUGAUAACUUUGACAGUAAACAUAAUCCCACAGCCACUGAUAACUUUGACAGUAAACAUAAUCCCACAGCCACUGAUAACUUUGACAGUAAACAUAAUCCCACAGCCACUGAUCACUUUGACAGUAAACAUAAUCCCACAGCCACUGAUAACUUUGACAGUAAACAUAGUCCCACAGCCACUGAUAACUUUGACAGUAAAUAUAAUCCCACAGCCACUGAUAACUUUGACAGUAAACAUAAUCCCACAGCCACUGAUAACUUUGACAGUAAACAUAAUCCCACAGCCACUGAUAACUUUGACAGUGAACAUAAUCCCCCAGCCACUGAUAUCUUUGACACCCCCAGCCACUUCAAGCCCAAUCCAAGCCUGAUGGAUGCCAGCCACUCUGGGGCCUGA
Messenger RNA from Salvelinus fontinalis (brook trout), 2529 nucleotides. RefSeq names its product prestalk protein-like. The record is from RefSeq and is a predicted model, not a curated record. The transcript has 3 exons. NCBI's taxonomy places the organism in Eukaryota, Metazoa, Chordata, Actinopteri, Salmoniformes, Salmonidae. The coding region runs from base 1 to 2529 and encodes 842 amino acids.